UACCGUGGUUAUCGCUUAAAUUAAAGUACGAUCACCCCUCUGACAGGAUGCAUGGUUUCGUCCUGGAAGGGCUUUUACUAUAACCGUCGGGGACACACUGACAUCUAGCGGCAGUCUUCAGAAAAGCAGGCUCACUCAUUAAGGCGUUUGCAAUCACGAAAAACAAAGAACAUCUGUGGCCUGAGUCUCAGCUGAAACUAUUACAUAUUUUGAUGGAUGUACAUAUUAAUAAAUGGACGACAAUGGGACGAGCAUGAAGAGGAAACACCGAGAUAUAUCAGUGUGAAUUCGUACAUGCAAAAUCGAGUAAGCGGCUGUGAUAUAAACAACACUGCGUGGAUAUGCCUCCAGCAUCACCAGCACAAGGAUUAAACCCCAAUCCAGACAGAGGUUUGGGCUUAAGUUUGUUGCUGGGAACUGACUAUGAAAGGAAGAAGUAUAAACUUCAGCAGGAGCUCCAACUGGACUACAAACAACAUGUUGCCAAGAAAAAGGACCUGAAAACCAGUGAAGCUCAUCCGCAACCCCAGGGUCUUUCUUUACCUAUUGAUGACAAGACAACAUUUCAGGAAAAACUAAGAGAGGAGAGAAAUAAAGAAUACAACCUCUUCCUACAGGAGCAAGCUCAAAUCAAAAGUCUAAGGAGGAGAACACUUCCUGUCACUUCAAAGCCUGGACAGGAUAAAGCUUCAGAUGCUGUGUGCCUUGCUUCUCCCGCGUCUCCUCUACCCAUCCUCAAUGCCCAUACAAACAUGCACCCUCCUCCCAGAGAGCGCCCUGCAUCCAGGAGAGAUGCUGCCACUCUGACGGAGGCAGUGGAUAAUGGAAAAAGGACAGGGGUUUCAGGUCCAGGCCAUCGGGGACGAAAGCGAUGGCAACUCCAUAGACUAAAAGAGCCCUAUAGCUCAGAGGAGGAGCUGAUCACAGACACAGAGGAGGAGUUGGAGUUCAGACACAGGAGGAGGCGAGACAGACGCUCUCCAGAGCCUGAGUACAAAGAGGAGAGGAAAACCAGAGAACGCAGAGCUAACAGAGUUCCUCGCGACUUAAAAGAGGUGGAGGACCCUGCUGUUCAUGAUCAGAACAACAAUGAAUGGGUUUGGAAGUCAGGUCCGCAAAUGCCAGACAGCAUGAAGACGGCUGCAAGAUCAAGACCUGCUACCAGCAAGGAUAAAGCAGAGUUUGCUACUGGACUCCUGAUUGGAGCAACAGAAGAGCAGACGGCCUCUCAUUUGAGGAAAGAACAGUAUAAGCAAGAGCUGCUGAAACAAAUUGCUGAACAGCAGGAAAACAAGAUGAGGGAGAAGAAACUUGAGCUGAGGGUUGCUGCAACAGGGGCCACAGACCCCGAGAAAAAGCCUGACCGAAUCAAGCAGUUUGGGGCUGUAAAUCGGCAUUAUGACAGCUGGAGAAGAGAUGUCCCGUACAAGCCUGGAGUAGAUGUGGAAACUGUAGGGAAGGACCCAGAUCCAAGGCCUAAAGAAGACAAACCUGCUAAGGACAGAGAACAAAGAGCCCCUCCAGGAAAGUACCAUGUGGACUACAAUACACCUCUCAGUCAGCUGACAGGGAAGACGAUGUCUGGGUCUGAAACAAAAGCAGCACGAGGUGUCUCCUCACUGGAUUAUUUCAGUGAGGACUACAACAGGGAUUUCUCAAACAUGAUAGGAGAGGUGGCCGUCCCGAGGGUUGCUGGCAUUCCUCCUCCUGUUCCUCCCACUGUAACUAAUAAUCACCAGACUCCUUAUGAUGCAGCGUAUUACUACUAUGGAACCAGGAAUCCAUUAGAUCCAAAUCUUCAUUACAAUCAGAAUGGCUUGCCUGAAGGGGAGAAGCAGUCUGGGAAUUUCCACAGCCCUCCUCCGAGACCACCUCCACUCAGACCCACUGGCCACGCUGAAAGAGGGCUCUCACUGCAUGUCCUGUCAGUACCUCCUGCACACUUGCCUCUUCAUCAUUUCUCACUCUGUCUUUCUGCUUCUAGAGUACCUGAUCAGCAUAGAUCAUCCCCCUUGGAUUUUGAAGACAAGUCCAAGCAGAGGAGAGAGAAUGCACUUAGCUACCAAGAAGCACUCAGACAGCAGAUCAAAGAAAGACAGGAGCGUAAAAGAAGAGAGAAAGAAGAGAAGGAGCGAUACGAUGCCAAGAUAGAGGCUGAGAUGAUGGCGUACAACCCCUGGGGGAGAAGUGGUGGAGGCGCUCCAAUCAAAGACCAAAAAGGCAACGUUGUCAAUGACCUGAGUGAAAUGCACAGGAUCAACGAGGAGUCAUAUAGGAAUCCCGUGUCCAGUAAUAGUGGGCAGAUACAAGGCCUUUUGAUGAGGGAUGAACACACUUCUGGAGUUGAAGCCAGGGCUCCCCUUUCUCAUCGACUAUCAGGCUUCAAUGAUCAGCCGACAAAUGAGCUCCACAUGCAGGACAGAUACAAAAAAGACCUUAAACAGCAGAUUGAGGAAAAUAAACGAAAGCAAGAAGAAGAGCGAGAACGAAUGAGGAUUGAAGAGGAAAAAGAAGAGAAGAGGCUGGCAGAACAAAGAGCUUGCAUACAGCGGGAAUACGAAGAGGAGCAAAGGAAGGUAAAGAAGGUUGAGCAUAGCCUGGAAAGUUGGAUCCAUGAACCUAAAACACAACAGCAGCAGGAGGAAAAGGAUGUGAGGCAGAAACAAGAGAUUGAAAAGAAGACACCAGAGAGUGCCAGGGACAGAGAGGAGAAAAGGGAGCAGCUGAAUUAUGAGAGAACGCCGUCUCCUCCCGUCCCAGCCUUGCAGCCGAAGCAGAAAAAUCUCAUCGCAUCCAGACCGUCCUCUGUUGUAAGCCAACUCUCCUCCAGGACUGAGCGUUCUGUGUCAGCACCACACUACCGACCAAUCCCGGUGAAAAUACCCCAGCCACAAGAUGGUCAGCAGGAGGUGCUCAGAGAGUUGUCAGCCCUCCGGAGGUACCUGAGGAAAGAGCAGAGACAACUGGAGGUUCAGCUGGGGCAGACGGAUCAAGAGGAAAGUCACUACACUCCAACCAACAGGCCCAGAGGACGGCCGAGAGUGGAUGCCUUCGAAUCGACACGCAAGGAUGCUGUCCAGCCGUUAACCGGGGGUCCCCCCUCUGAUGCUGCAUGUGUUAAUAUGCAAAAUAUCAGGGAGUUCAACCAGCUUAAAUACAGAGACACAGCAUCUCGUGAGGAGGUCCGUCACAUGUACCCUGACCCUCCCACUGACGAACAAAGUCUGGAUAUUCAACAGCAGGCACUUCUUCGUGAACAACAACGCAAAAUCAGACUCAUGAAGAGAGAGGAAGAGCCCGACUUUUUGGACCAGCAACUGAACCACUAUCGUUCUAGGAACAAACAUGGACGCUACAUCCACAGAGACUCUGUAUUGCCGUCUGAGACUGCUUUUUUUGAUGUUUACAGUGGUGAUCCAUGUGAAGAGCAGGUUCAUCAGCAGAGACCCUCCCAGCACUCAGCACAGCACCGGGAGAGGACAGCCCCACGGAGGAGACAUGACUAUGAUGAGGUGGCUUUAUGCAUGGAUCAGAGCCAUAACAACCAGCCAGAUGGUCAGUCUUCGAACUUUGAAUCUAAAGUCAGGGCCCGCAACCAGAAUCGCAUCAUAAGACGAGACACUUGCACUAGUGAUCACAACAGCACAUCAGAGAGGCUGCAUGGUGAUGAAGUGGAUGCCUUGUCUCUGCGCUCUGCCUUGGAGAGGCGUGUCUCCGUGGAGACCGUAGCCACAGAGCCCUGGCUGCGGCCUGGCACGUCGGAUGCUGUAAAACGCUCAGGCUACAGGGAGACACCGAACAGUAGGAUGGACGCUCCACCCUGGCUGACGCACCGUGCCAUAUAGCUUUCCAUUACUUGGUAUCAAAGGAUAGGAAACUGCAGAGUGAGGAGAGUUCCUCUUUUCUUUGGAUGCAGGUGGCGGCUCACCUAAACAUCGAAUCACUUUCCACUGACCAACAAUUGUAGAGACUGGUUAGAUUACUAAAGCUUGCUAAGGACAGAGUCUGUAAAAAUAUUGCUCUCAGUAUGAAAAGUGCACUUUUUACCCUUAGAAUUAAUGGCUUAGCCCGUUUUGUAUUUUCCAUAUUUGUACAUGUACCAUUAACACGUGUUAAUAGUUAUUUUAGUUAUAAAUAUACACCAUUUUAUUUUAUAAUAAAAAAUGUUUUGUGAUUAAUGGAGAACAAUAAACAGUCCUGUCAUUCAGAAGUCAGUGAUUCAGCAUUUCAAAUCAACCAAGUUCAAAAACUUUAUUGACCUAGAACCUGAUUAGAAUGCCAGAUGAUGUAUCGUACAGAAAGUUGUACAUAAUCUUUUUUGCAACAUAGAAAACUUUACAUUGCUGUAUCAUAUACAUUUUGUUUUCUACAUCCAUGAGCAGGAAUGCAUCCCAUUCAUACUUAAAGCACAGCUAACAUUUGUCAUUUUCUCUAUACAUAUUACUUUCCCCCAAACCAAAAGAAGAAGAAAAAAAACAAAAACAUUAAAUAUAUUAUUAACUUUUGAUUUUGUACACAAGAGUGAGAAACUAAACUCAAACAUUAAAA
Larimichthys crocea (large yellow croaker) is the source of this 4548-nucleotide messenger RNA. RefSeq names its product centrosome and spindle pole associated protein 1a (gene cspp1a). The transcript is spliced from 30 exons. The record is from RefSeq and is a predicted model, not a curated record. The coding region runs from base 342 to 3845 and encodes 1167 amino acids. Gene Ontology annotation, cellular component: spindle pole; centrosome; microtubule. NCBI's taxonomy places the organism in Eukaryota, Metazoa, Chordata, Actinopteri, Sciaenidae. Gene Ontology annotation, biological process: positive regulation of cytokinesis.